Andrographis paniculata is the source of this 1083-nucleotide messenger RNA. RefSeq lists its product as uncharacterized. The record is from RefSeq and is a predicted model, not a curated record. The annotation marks the transcript as partial. The transcript has a single exon. NCBI's taxonomy places the organism in Eukaryota, Viridiplantae, Streptophyta, Magnoliopsida, Lamiales, Acanthaceae.
AUGACUACUGGCAGGAUCAACCAGGUAGCAUUCCUCGCGGACGGGCCGGCGCCGCACGGCCGGGCCGAGGCGGCGGCGGACGUCGCUCGCACGCAGCCAGCGUCGGGGACGCCGCUGCGAUUGAAAUCGGGGCACAUGGGCGCCGGGGGGCGCCCUGCCCGCACGGGCUUUCCGCAUCCGGGGGGGACGGGCGUCGCCCGCGCGCCGGCCCCCCGCGUUGCCCGGGAGGGCGAGCGGGGAGCGGAGCGCGGCCGACGCUAUCGGGUCCGCCCGACGCCGCGGCGCCCCUGGGGGCGAGCGGCGGGGACGGAACCGCAAGUUUCGAGCAACCGACUUCCUUCGGGACAGGCACGCAGCGCAGAAGCCAACCUCGGACGGGCCGAUCGCCGACCCGAGCCGACCGAACGAUGGGGCGAGCACGGGGAGCACCGUCGCUGCACGAGCAGGGACCCGGCGCUCCCGAGCACGCCGAACGCCACUCACGCGCCCAUCCGCACGCACGCCCCGGAACGACGGCCAUCGAACGCGCCCCGGGAUCGGGGUCCGAUCGAGUGCCGGCGCGCCCGGGCGGCCGCAACGAGCACGGAUGCAAUCGAAUCGAGGGACAUUUUCGAUAGGCGAGGCACGACACGAGCGCACGACGACGCCCGAGGGGGCAUCCCGCACGCCGUCCGUCCGCCCGCCCAAACACGCCAUCCGUCGCCAAAAGGAGCGCUCUCCAGCCCGUCGGCCCCCGAGCGGAAGCCGGCAACGCCCGUGGUGCGCCAGCCCGACGCCCGGACGGGCAUCAAGCUCGCUGCACGGCGCAUGCCCGCCCCCGGCUCGGGCGUCCAACUACCGUCGCCGAAUGGGGGGCGAUCCGGCACGCCAGCAUCGGCCGCGCCCCCGACCGACCGCCCGUCGGCCCCCGAGCCGGAAGCCGGCAACGCCCCGUGGUGCGCGAGCCCGACGCCCGGAGGGGCAUCAAGCUCGCUGCACGGCGCAUGCCCUCCCCCGGCUCGGGCGCCAUCGUGCGGCCCGUCGUCCAACAUUCCGUCGCCGACAACCCCGGCCGCCCCCGUCGCCGGAGGCAGCUCGGGGUGG